This is a messenger RNA of Phycomyces blakesleeanus NRRL 1555(-), 909 nucleotides long. RefSeq lists its product as hypothetical. Lineage: Eukaryota; Fungi; Mucoromycota; Mucoromycetes; Mucorales; Phycomycetaceae. The transcript has a single exon. The record is from RefSeq and is a predicted model, not a curated record. The coding region runs from base 1 to 909 and encodes 302 amino acids.
AUGGCACGACCGGCAUCCCCAGACACCCGAUCUUCAGCAAGUGCAACAGAUUGCAUGGCAAGCACCAUUAGCACCACAGCAACCACAACAACCAUUGUAGCCGGGAUUACUGGAGCUGAAGUUGGAGGUUUUACCGAGUUCAAACUCGAUCCAUUUCUUGUUUCAGAAGCCAGCGCCGCACCUGCUCCUCACCGUCUUCGAGAAGCAAGACGAUCAUUUGUUCUUUAUCUUCAACCAAGUCCAAACACCCCGCUACAGAAAUCGCUCACUAAAUUUCAGGAACACUCUUGUAGAGCGCUUGGUCCUAACCACGCCCACAAUACCCCACCCCACAUCCCACUCUUGAGCCGAGUCGACAUUGAGCGUGGACCAGAUUUUGCAACCAAAUGGCAAGCUGUGGAUAAUUUUGUAAAAAUCAUUGAUGAAGAAAUGGCACGCUAUCGAAAUAUGUUGUCACCCCCUCAGUUUGCGGGGUAUGAUAUCCCAGAAAGGCCUUCUCGAUCAUUGAUGAUGCGCUUACUAUCUGGAUCAGGCUGGCAUAAAUUGCUUGGAGCUAUUGAGCAUCGCAUGCAAGGCAAAUGUGAGGCCCAGCCAAUGGAUCGACUCCUUUUGGCCUACAACGUGCUAAAGUCGAUAUCCCGCCCCACCUUGCACAGGUUGCGUGAGAUGGCAAAAGAAGACAUUGAUGUUGACAAUUGGGUUCUCACUGGUGGAGACUGGCAAGUGUGUCUUUAUGAAAUCAUGGUAGAGAGUGGUGUCCUUGGUGUCCAGCACCAAAUGUCUCAGAUCCGUACAUGGAGACUUGGUACACCUCACGAAAAAAACUCAAUUUGCCUUGUACCGACAUCUCUUCGUGUAAAAUUCUCGGUUUUCAUGGCUCGAUACAUGCCUCAGGAUCACACAUUCUAG